GCUACCCCCCACACCACUCCGAUGAAUACUUUAUAGAAAAAAAUCUCAUCUGCAGCCAGGAUAAACGCUGAUUGAUAAGAGGGGUAAAUUUGUUUAUUUUCACGCGCUGUUUAAAUAAGAAAAGAAACAUAGACAACAUCAACUGAGUAGAAAUUCUUUAAGCAUUAGCGACAAACACUGCAAACCGCUCGAUCGUGGCGGCGACAAUAGCAACAACAACAACAGCCAAAAGCUAAACGGCAAAAUAUACAAAAAUUGUGUCCCAAAUUUUUGCUGGCAAGACGGACGAAAGGAUGUGGGACUCCUCAAUGUUCUUGAGCACAUUGACGCCAAAGUUUUAUGUGGCACUAACUGGCACUUCUAGCCUUAUAUCAGGCCUAAUACUUAUUUUCGAAUGGUGGUAUUUUCGCAAAUACGGCACCUCGUUCAUAGAGCAAGUAUCGAUCAAUCACAUCAGCCCCUGGAUUAAUGGCAAUGAUGCGCAAUCGGAUAAUGGCAGCAGCAGCAGUGGUUCCAGCAGCAGCAGCAAUGGUGGUUGUGGCUCAAAUGGUGGGGCAGGUGGUUCUGGAGCCAAUUCCAAUUCGGGCAACAGCUCGGGCACACCUGAGUGUAAAGUGUGGCGCAAUCCAUUGAAUCUCUUCCGUGGCGCUGAGUACCAACGCUUCUUUUGGGCCACCAGCAAGGAGCCAUUGACAUACUAUGACAUGAAUCUGAGUGCCCAGGAUCAUCAGACGUUCUUCACUUGCGAGGGCGAUGCUGGCAAAGAGGAGUAUGAAAUAAUGCAGACGGCGUGGCGUGAACGCAAUCCCAUGCAGCGUAUCAAGUCGGCACAUAAUGCGCUUGAAAUAAAUGCGGAAUGUGCACCGGCCUACAUACUCCUAGCCGAGGAGGAGGCUAUGACCAUAUUGGAGGCGGAGAAGAUACUCAAGACAGCACUCAAAGUAGCCGAAAUUAAUUAUAGGAAGUCGCAGGCGACACAGCACCAGGGCUCCAUAGCGGACGGUGUGCAUCGCAGGGAUACGAAUGUGUUGAUCUAUAUCAAGCGGCGCCUGGCCAUGUGCGCCCGAAAGCUGGGAAAACUGAAGGAGGCGGCCAAAAUGUUUCGCGAUCUAACAAAGGAGAUACCCUCGAUCAUGAGUGUGCUGAACAUACAUGAGAACUUGAUUGAGACACUGCUCGAGAUGCAGGCAUACGCCGAUUGCCAAACGAUCCUUGCCAAGUACGAUGAUAUUUCGCUGCCCAAAUCAGCGACAAUUUGUUAUACAGCCGCAUUGCUUAAGGCGCGCGCCGUUGCUGAUAAAUUCUCACCCGAUAUUGCAUCGAAGCGUGGCCUGAGUCCGGCUGAGAUGAGCGCCGUCGAAGCCAUACAUCGUGCGGUUGAAUUCAAUCCGCAUGUGCCCAAAUAUUUGCUGGAGACAAAGCCAUUGAUACUGCCGCCGGAGCAUAUAUUGAAGCGUGGCGACUCGGAGGCCUUGGCGUAUGCGUUCUUCCAUUUGAAGCACUGGAAACAGGUGGAGGGGGCAUUGAAUCUGUUGCAUUGCACCUGGGAGGGCACAUUCCGUAUGCUGCCGCAUCCAUUGGAGCGCGGACAUCUUUUCUAUCCAUAUCCGACGUGCACCGAGUGCGCCGAUCGUGAGCUGCUGCCGGCCUUCCAUGAGGUCUCCGUCUACCCGAAAAAGGAAUUACCCUUCUUCAUCCUGUUCACGGCUGGUCUCUGCUCAUUCACGGCUCUAUUAGCCCUGCUCACGCACCAGUACCCGGAGCCAAUGGGGCUGCUGGCACAGACCGUACUUACCUGGAUAUUGUAUCCGAUACAGUUGCUCAAGGAGCGCAUCGAGGCAUUCUGGCCGUGCAACUUGCUCCAGCAAUUGUCACGUGUUUAAUUUAGCUAAAACGAAAGCCACAACGCACACACACACACACCCGCUCUCUCGACACUUACACACAGACACACACAUAUAAUUACACCGACAACACACACUUCCCACUCAAAAUAAAAUAGGGCAUCACAAGGAUUAGGCAUCCAAAG
Molecule: messenger RNA, 2029 nt
Organism: Drosophila arizonae
Lineage: Eukaryota; Metazoa; Arthropoda; Insecta; Diptera; Drosophilidae
Product: protein ST7 homolog
Source: RefSeq, a predicted model, not a curated record